AUGCAUUUCCUUACCGCCUUCCCUAUCCUCGCUUUCAUUACCUCCGUCCUCGCAGGCUCCGGGUCCAUCACCAAGCCCGCGAAAGGCACAUCUAUCAUGCCUGGCCAGUCUUUUGCCUUCCACUACGAUGGCAUGGCAGAGUAUAGCGUCUCCGGCUACAACUACUCUGUGUGGCUGUUCACGGACCUGCCGUUGGCUUUCCUACCCUCUCAGAGUUUCGGGGCGGGACAUUUCUUUGGUCGCUAUAAUUACGCCAACUACCCCGGUGUUCCAUAUGCGACUAACCCAGCGCCUGCCAACUUCACCAUGCCGGACUUGUCUGCGUCGUAUGGUGGAUUUGGAAGAGGCAAGGACGCCAGCGGCGCCACCGUUUAUCUAGCAGUCAUUGAAGAAUACGCCGCAGGAUCUACGUUUGGCUUGCAAAUGAAUCUGGCUACGACGUGGCUUAUAUACAACAGCACGCAGCAUCAUUAA
Messenger RNA from Desarmillaria tabescens, 474 nucleotides. RefSeq lists its product as uncharacterized. The record is from RefSeq and is a predicted model, not a curated record. Bases 1 to 474 code for a protein of 157 amino acids. NCBI's taxonomy places the organism in Eukaryota, Fungi, Basidiomycota, Agaricomycetes, Agaricales, Physalacriaceae. The transcript has 3 exons.